AUGAAGACCUCGUGGGCCUUCUUCGUCGUUGCCUGGGCCUUGGCUCUGGUUGGUGCACCGGUCCUAACAUGGGCCCAUCCAACCAGUGUCGUCUCUUCUGCCUCUGCCUCUGCCCCUGUCUCGGUCUCUGUCCCUGUUGAUCUUGCUAUUGACAACUUGUCUCUGGUUCUCGACGCCAAACGAGAAGCAAUGCCGGUGCCUGCUACAACAACAACAACAACAACAACAACCAGGAGGUCCAGCACUAGAACUAGCACCAGCACCACCAGGAAAGCAUCCAACAUGACCAAAAAGACCUACGCGCGCACCACCAUCGUCACCUCCACCGUCCACCCAACCACCACGAUCAGCAUGGUCUACGCCAGGCAAGCGGAACCGGAAGACACCACGACGACGACCACAACGAGCACCACGACCACGGAUGUCUCCACGACCACGGCUCCCUCAACCACUACCACCACGACGACCACCAUCUCGGGGUCUGAGUCGACGUCUUCCCCAUCUCCAUCGUCCUCCUCUCCUCCCACCACAACAGACGGUGAUGCUGACAGCACGACCACAACCACAACCAUGACAACGACAAGGGUUCCCUCCUCCUCCACCACUACGACCAGGAUUCCCUCUUCCUCCUCUUCUGCAUCCCGACUCUCUUCCUCCUCUCGCUCCUCUUCGUCGUCUUCCUCCUCCUCUCGACCACCAAGAACAACAAUACCCCCAUCCCUGAUCGCCUCCUACACGCCCCUACCGUCGCCCCCACCGCACAGCCACUUUUUCGAAUGGCCCGCCCACCCGGACAACAACACGGUGCGCUGCUCGAAGCCGGACCAACACGCCAAAUUGCGCCCAGGCCAGGACGAAGCCCCGCCCAGCGACUGCCUGCUCGGCUGGCUCCGCGGGACGGUGCUGUACACGGACGUCAUGGGCCCAGACAUGCCGUUGGGGGUGGACAAGUGGCGGUUCCGACCGUGCUGUGCCGCGCACGAGGCCUGUGUCCUGGACUGCACGGAGAACAGUUUCCGGCAGUGCAACAACGACCUGUACAAGUGUGCCUACGAGAUCUGCGAUGCCAUGCCGGAAGAACUGUAUACCGAACGCCCGGCCAGGGCGUUGUGUUUCAACCAGAUGGUCGAGUUCAAUUGGAUCAUUCGCGCCCGCGAGACUUCGAUAUGGUACAAGCAGGUGAGUGAGGAGAGAUGUUAUUGUGUUGAUGAUGGACUUUGA
Molecule: messenger RNA, 1221 nt
Organism: Capronia coronata CBS 617.96
Lineage: Eukaryota; Fungi; Ascomycota; Eurotiomycetes; Chaetothyriales; Herpotrichiellaceae
Exons: 1
Coding region: 1-1221 (406 amino acids)
Source: RefSeq, a predicted model, not a curated record